Messenger RNA from Scophthalmus maximus (turbot), 8145 nucleotides. RefSeq names its product voltage-dependent calcium channel subunit alpha-2/delta-2-like. Bases 345 to 3635 code for a protein of 1096 amino acids. Gene Ontology annotation, molecular function: voltage-gated calcium channel activity. Gene Ontology annotation, cellular component: voltage-gated calcium channel complex. The transcript has 38 exons. The record is from RefSeq and is a predicted model, not a curated record. Lineage: Eukaryota; Metazoa; Chordata; Actinopteri; Pleuronectiformes; Scophthalmidae.
AGAGAGAGAGAGAGAGCUGCUGUGGACGCGCCUGGAUACUGAGGAGAGAGAGAGAGAGAGCUGCUGUGGACGCGCCGGCCUGUGAGCUUGUAGUGUUGUUGGUGUAUAUGUGGGAGCAGGAGGAGAGAGACUCUGCAGUGUCUUAGCAGCUGCAUUAGUGCAUCUCCCGCCGUCCGCGAUGCCUCCUCGGCCGGUGCGCGCCUCCUCCUCCGCGUCCACUUGACGAACCCGUGACGGAAGCCGAGCCGGAGCGUCACAUCAUCGCAGCUCCCGGCGUCGCGCCCCGGAGCGCUCCGUCCACGCACCGAAGAACCCCAGUGACGACAAUUUUCUUUUAAUGGACAAUGGCGAUAGGCAAAAGGUCUCGCAGCAUCGUCUGCUUGGUAUCUCUCCAGAUGAUCUGGAUUUUCAGCGCAUCGUGGCCUGGAGCAGCGGCUCUCACGUUCCCGCAGCAAUACACGAUAAUGCACUGGGCCAGGCGUAUCGAGCAGGAGAUUGACAGAGUCUUUCAACAAAUCACCGGAGCUCAGCAGUUGAAAGGGAUUUACAAUGAAGAAAGACGACGAUUUAGUCUGGUGAAGAAUCAGCCUCGGAAGAUUGUGGAGAAGGUGGCCUCGGACAUAGAGAAACUCCUGGCUAAGAAACGCAAAGCCCUUGAUAGGUUAGCCAGGGAAGCAGAGCGGCUCCAGCGAGAGCAUCUGUGGCAAGAUGGAAUCAAGGAGCUGGACAUGGCUUAUUAUGACUCCAAGGCUGAGCUGGAUUAUUAUUCGAUGGACGGAGAAGGAGAGGUGGAAAAUCCCUCCCACAUCAAGCUGGAGUUUGUUUAUGAUCCAAACUUCAAAAACAAUGUCAACUAUUCCUACACAGCUGUUCAGAUUCCCACAGAUAUUUAUAAAGGAGCCCCAGUCAUCCUGAAUGAGUUGAACUGGACACAGGCACUGGAGAAAGUCUUUAUGGAGAAUAGUCGAGAGGAUCCGUCAUUGCUGUGGCAAUCGUUUGGGAGUGCGACGGGAGUCACCCGCUACUAUCCUGCUACACCUUGGAAAGCUCCUGAUAAAAUCGACCUGUAUGAUGUCAGGAGGAGGCCCUGGUACAUCCAGGGCGCCUCAUCCCCUAAAGAUAUGGUCAUUCUUGUUGAUGUGAGCGGCAGUGUCAGUGGACUCACCCUUAAACUGAUCAAAGCGUCGGUGAUGGAAAUGCUGGACACUUUGUCUGAUGAUGACUAUGUCAACGUGGCCAGGUUCAACGAGAAGGCCGAGGCUGUGGUUCCCUGCUUCAAACAUCUAGUCCAGGCUAAUGUGCGCAACAAAAAAAUCUUCAAGGAUGCAGUGCAGCAGAUGCAGGCUAAAGGCACCACUGACUACAAGUCAGGAUUUCACUUUGCCUUCAACCAGCUGUUAAAUAAGACAAAUGUCCCGAGGGCCAACUGUAAUAAAAUAAUCAUGCUGUUUACUGAUGGGGGAGAGGACAGAGCUCAGGACGUCUUCAUGCAGUACAACUGGCCCAACAAAACAGUUCGAGUGUUCACCUUCUCUGUGGGUCAACACAACUAUGAUGUCACACCCUUACAAUGGAUUGCAUGUACCAAUAAAGGUUACUAUUUUGAGAUCCGUUCCAUCUGUGCGAUAAGGAUUAAUACCCAGGAGUACCUCGACGUGCUGGGACGCCCCAUGGUUCUGGCGGGCAGCGAUGCCAAGCAGGUUCAGUGGACCAAUGUGUAUCAGGAUGCUUUGGGUCUUGGCAUGGUAGUAACUGGGACUAUGCCUGUAUUUAAUCUCACCAUGGAUGGAAACUCACAGAACCAGCUGAUAUUAGGUGUCAUGGGCGUUGACGUGCAUCUUGACGAGAUAAAGCGACUGACGCCACGGUACAAUCUCGGAGCCAAUGGAUACAUAUUUGCCAUCGAUCCAAAUGGAUAUCUUCUCCUUCAUCCUAAUCUGCUGCCAAAGCUUGUGAACCUGCCUGAACCUGUGACGCUGGACUUCCUAGAUGCAGAGGUGGAAGACAGCAACAAAGAGGAGAUCCGCCGACAAAUGAUUGAUGGAAGACCAGGUGAAAUGCAGGUCAAAACUCUAAUCAAGUCGGUUGACGAGCAAUACAUUGACGAGGUGCACAGGGGCUACACCUGGACUCCGAUCAACGGCACAGAUUACAGUCUUGGUUUGGUACUACCGCCCUACAAUGAGUACUACAUCCAGGCGGACCUGAGUGAUGUGAUGCUGCAGCUCCAGUAUAUGCAGUCUCUGCUGCCCAGCUCCUUUGAAUCAUCAGGACACGUGUUUCUGGCUCCAAGGGAAUACUGCAAGCGUCUGCACCUUUCUGACAACAACACACAGUUUUUGCAGAACUUCCUUUCGCUCAUGCUGGAUAUUUCUCCAGAAUCUGAUGAGUGUGACCAAGGCCUCAUCCACAACCUGAUUCUGGAUUCAAGGAUUAUCGGGCAGUUAGCCUCUCGCGUUUGGAAGAACAAGGACCUGAAUUCGUACGGGUUCCUGGCUGUGUUUGCGUCGACAGAUGGAGGAAUUACACGGGUUUUCCCCAACAUAGCUGCUGAUUUGUGGGAGGAAGAUCCUGAACCCUUUAAUUCAAACUACUAUAGACGUAGUCUUGACAACAGAGGUUACAUGUUCAGAGCUCCAUCGAAAUCCUCUGUGGACGAGCCUGUAGGUGCAGAAAAUGGCACUGUCGGAAUUCUGGUUAGUUCGGCAAUCGAGGUGAAUUUAGGAGGCAAACUGCUCAAACCUGCAGUGGUUGGAGUGAAGCUGGACUUGGAAGCAUGGGUCGACAAAUUCAAGAUCCUGGCCAGCAACGUGUCAGACAGUCGACAAGGCUCGCACAAGUGUGGACCAUCCAGAAGUUGUGAGAUGGACUGUGAAGUGAACACUGAUGACCUCCUCUGCUAUCUCAUCGAUGACGGUGGGUUCCUGGUCAUGUCCAAUCAGAGGGAUCACUGGAAAAAAAUCGGUCUUUUCUUCGGUGAUGUGGACCCUUACCUGAUGCACGCACUCUACAACAACUCAAUUUUCUCACGUCGCCAAUCUUUCCACUACCAGUCUGCAUGUGAGCCUGUCAGCAGCAGCCACACGGGUGCAGCCCCUAGAGGCAUCUUUGUGCCAUCCAUUGCUGACAUCCUCAGCUUGGCCUGGUGGACAUCCACUGUGGCAUGGUCUGUGGUCCAGCAGCUACUGUAUGGACUGGCCUACAACAGCUGGCUCUACCAAGACAAUGUCCUAGUUGAAGGGUUUGAGACAAGAGAAAGCAGCUGCGUGACCAUUCAAAGCCAGUUCUACUUCACAAACACCACCAACUCCUACAACGUGCUGCAGGACUGUGGAAACUGCUCGCGUCUGUUCCACGCGAAGCAGAUAGAAAACACCAACCUGCUCUUCGUCGUUGCCGAGACACUGCCCUGCAGCUCCUGUGAGAUAGAGCGCCUGACCCAGGUCAGGACGGAGUUUCAGGAGGAGAAUCCAUGUGAAGUACUGAGUAACGCACGAUAUCGUAAAGGCCCUGCUUCCUGCUUUGACUAUAGUGCCUUAGAAAACACGUCAGAGUGUGGACGGGGUCAUUUUCUGCAGUCCUCCGUCGGAGUCCUUCUCCUGAUUCAGCUAAUACUGCCUCUCUUUCAUCUCUGACACGUGCAAACACUCAGACAUCUUUCAUCUCUUUGGGUUAAGGCUCAGAUCUACUGAAGGUCAUAUCAAACAGCAAGUGUGAAACUCUUUUUUGAUCUACAAAAAAGAAAAAUGAAAAAAAGACAAAUCUGGAUCAGCUCUUAGUGAUUUUUGCCUUAUUGCUUAUGCAUUCGUUGGUGUUUCAGGGCUUAAGUGGAGAAUAUAGGCAAGGAAUGUGUUGAAUGUGCAUGCUACAUGAACUAGGACAUGCAUGCUUGAAAUGUAUUGGACCCGGGCUCAGCCAAAUAAUCAAUCACCCAAAAUGUCAGGGAGGGAGGCGGCCGACAUCGACUUUGAACAGGCCAAUAAAUUAACCAACCAGCAGGAACAGCCUUAGAUUUUAAAUGGAGUGGUGACAUUACAUGAGACAUAAAAACUCAGAUGGAUUAAGUUGUAAGUGUUCAGGUUGCAAUACCACAUUCCCAAAAAAAAACUAUAACAAAUAAAUGUUGAAAAUUACUAAAGAAAAAAGUACGAGCAACAAAUUUAACUUCAAUUAUCAAACACAUCAUAUGAGAAUACAGAAUACCCCUGUCAGUGUUGUAUGACCUGUAAGUAUGUGGCAUACCUGUAAGUAUGUGUGCAUAGUGUUGCAGAUCAUCUAUUUCCACUACUUUAUAUACUAAUGAGUAGUUUAUCUGUUACAAUCAACAGUAUCAUUUAAAAAAUCAUUGUUUUCUGUAUAAAAUGAAAUGAUAUGUAUUAACUACAACUGACGGAUAGAUGUAGUGGAGAAAGAAGUCCAUAUUUGUUUCUGUGCAGUUUCAAUGUGAACACAGCUUCUGUUGUGUGAUCAAAAAGUCCACAUGGUAGCUUAAGCAUCAAAUGGAAACACUAAGGUAAAGUACAAGCAACACUAAACCCAAAUAUAGGACUUAAAUGGUCGACAUCUAAAAAUGAUCGGAGGAGAUCUGUGAUUGUCCACAGAUGAGUGACACAACAAUUUGAUCAGAAAGUUUUCAAAGUUUUUAGAUCUUAUAAAUUGUUGCGAUGUUGAACGACUCUGAACGCACUGUACCUUUUGCAUGUAUGGAUUUACAGUUUCCAUACAGGGUGAAGUUAUCCUAAGCAUUUACACGACUAACAGUUGUGCACACUGCACAUUAAGCUCACUGCUAAUUGCACCAAGAUGUAAAUAAAUGGACAGAAUGGCUGCUGGUUGAGCUUUAUAAUUCAAACCCUGCCUGUACUUUGCUCACAUGCGGCUUAUAGCAACUUUUGCUUUUGUUGGCUUAAAAAUAAUUUUCCGUUUUUCUUUUGCAUGCGUGAUCCUGGUAAAUAUCUUUUCACAUGAAGCUGUUACAUGAUAGUAGAUCCAGGCCUUAACAUCACCUUCACUUCAGUGUCUUUCAAUCCACCUCUGAUCUUUGCCAAGAUACUUUAGGUAUUUUAAAUUGUAUCAUACAUGAUACAUCCCAGAAUGAAUUUCCUGCUGCCAUUUCUAAUAUCGUGACUCUUGAAAUCCAACAAAUUUCCAACAGAAUCUAGAGAGUUAAGGUUUUUUUCCCUGAGUUUUCUAAGAGCACUUUGACAUAUGAGACCACUGAUGACAAAAGCCAGUAUGAUGAAAAUAACAGUGUUGGACCAGCAAGACUUUGUGACUUUCAAAACACAUAUCAGUGAUGAAACAGACAGUAUAGUUUCAUCGUGGUACAAGGAUUUUUCAAGUCAAGGUUUGUUUUAUUGAAAUGAUGAUGACGAUCUUGAAGUGCUUCCAGACGAGCAAGAAGUCCCCAAAAGAUGUAAAAUCAAACAACAGACGACCAAAACUGAAAACCAAAAUAAUCAAACAUUAUUUCAUUUUGUAAGGUAGUAGUGCAUAUUUAAUUGACUGUAAUAUUGAGGAACACUGCACAGUGUUUAGUGCAAUAAUGUUAUUAUGAUUGGACAUUUUAUUCUAUCAGUUACAUUUGGUUCAUGAUUAACCAUGACAGUGUUGUCUAUGUCGUCUUACAGCAGAAUGUGCAGAUGUCUGUGUUUGGCCGACCUGUUUUUUUUUUUUUAAAUGUAUUGCAUUGGUUGUUUGAUUGAAGCUCUUUGCCUUCAAUUUUUGUAUCUCGUAUCAUCACUAUUUGUCAAAUCUGAAUUUAUGCACUUAUCUAUGCUUCUGUAUGGGGAAUGUAGCUUCCGAACAGCUUUCAGUGUUGUCAACAUAUUAGUGUGAUGCUUUUUGACGCUCUCUUGAGACUCGCCUGACGUCUCACUGAAAGUGAUGAGUCUCUGUGGCAUAAUGUUUUGAGCUUAUCAUGCGUAACUCUUUAUGACAGCAAUAUCUGAUUGAACUUUUUUAUAAAACUAUUAAGAAUUUUAAGAAAUAGCAGUUUAGUCGCAGUGAGACGUCUGCCCAGUACUGAAGGUGCAGAUUCAUUGCUGCUUGAUAAGGUCUGCACCCUGUUCUAGUGUACAAUUUAUUUUGUUUAUUUCAGGGUUCAAACUUUUUGAAUUAUUUUGUUUCUAUUGACCCUAUAAACCAAAUAUAUUUUAUAUUAUUAUUAUUUAUAUUACAACAUUAAAAAUAAUACACACAUUUUACAAUGUACUGUAUUUUAAAAAAGUAUUUAAUUAUUAACACGAUAGGCUACAGUGUAUGUGAUUUUAAAGCACAAAGGACAUACUCUGCUUGGAAUAAUAACUCUUGUCUGGUGGAGAAAAUGUAAACUCACUGUGUCUCACUGUUUAAUUCAUAUGUGGUUACGCAUGAUAAAAUCCUAAAAAACAUGUUCCCACAGUGACUAAUCAACCCCCUGACUCUGGUGACUUUGCUGCAGUUACUCAAAAAAAGAAAAAAGAAAAAGCUUUUUUGACAACAUACUUGUACAAAGCUGUUUUUCUCCCUGUCUACCUGGUGUUCCACCCUGCAGUGCCUUGUUGCACUCGCUCUGGACGGCAGGAACAUUUUGAUCUCAGCUGUGGACGUUCAUCCGGCCGGACAUGUGGGAGACACUUGAAUUUCAAGGGGGUUGCGAAUAUAAGAAUAAGAUGCUCUUGGUGAAUUAUUGUUAUAAACACUUUGUUGGAGCACGACAGACGUGUGCUGAGCAGCUGGCCUCCCCUCCUGCCUUCUCGUGGACAGAACAAACCCUGCUGUCCUCCUGCUACUGUACGUGUCCUUCAUCUCUACACUGUGGUUCAGCCUUGAAUCAAAAGCACAGACACUGGCCAUUUUCAUAGAUUUCUACUCCGUCCCAUCUGCACACUGUAGAUUCUGUAUUUGAAGCCUGUUGGAAACAUUGUGGUUCUCCAUUGGGACUUACUGAAGCGAGUGAAUGUUUAUGUACAGUACGACUACUGUUGUGCUUCUCAGUUUUACCCGAGCAUGCUGGGGACCUGGAAAAGCAGAUUUGAGCGCGACACUGUUCGGAGACCUCAGUUGAAACACUGCUUACAAAAAAAACAAAACGACAAAGCUUUUACUCUGAGACCUGCAGUAUUUACUCUAGGUCAUUAUUCAAACAACACUGUCGUACACUGAAGGAAAGACAUUUUGUGGAACUCUUUUCAGCCUACAAUAUAUUACAAGUGUUGAGGUCAGUGUUGUAGUUUCGUUUUAAAUUACCGGUAUUUAUUUGCAUGAUAUUUUUGAACUAUUUGCAGAUUUAUGUACAUAGCCUGAUGGAUAUUUGACAUUCCUGUUCACAAUCAGCUCUCCAGCGCUGUGGGGGAGGCGGUGGCGUCCUCUGUGGACAUGUUCCGGGGGGAUGUUGAGGCCUCGGAGCUCUUUGCUCUGUGUGUAAAUGAUGAAUGAAGCUGAAAGUUUGACUUCAGUGAAGCCUACAAUAACUGUCAGUGUUUGCAAUUUUAGGUGUUUUGCUGCAAGUGAAAGCACAGAGAAGUUUGGAGUUAUGAGCAACAUACUGCCUGAUGAAACUUGUGUCAUUUACUCACUGACAUAAAAACGCUGAUAAUGGUUUUAUUGCAUUUAAGGCUGUAUACGGCAACUGAACAAGGCAGUGGCAUGUGUGGGAAUGCCCCUUUAUGAAUGACAUUUAUUUAUGAAAUAGAUUUAAGUGUUGCCCAUUUAAUUUGUUUAUGUAUUCCUUUAUUUAUUUGUUGAUUUUUUGGGAGUAUUGUGAAUAUUAUUUGUAUUGAACAGGAAAGAACUGAAUAUGAUUGAAGCUUGCUUGGGCACAAAAAGCAGUUUACAAGAAGAAAAAAAUCAGCAAAACAGAGAAAAAUAUAUAUCUAUAUUUACUGUACGUUUGUCCUUUUCUUUACUGAGUAUCAGAAGAUAAGAAUGUUAAUGUUUUUGCUGUAACUUUGCUUUUCAUUUUGCCAAUGUCGUCAUUUACUCGGGACAGUUUCCUCUCUUUGUGCCAGUCUCCAGCGCCACCUCAUUUUUGUACAGACGAUGUGAAGCAGUCAGCAGAAGAUGGAGGUUAACUUUGUAAUGAUUUUGUCAGUCACAUUACAAAAUGGAUAUUUAAAUGUUUAUAUCUUUGGUGAUUAAAUGCUAUUGAUAUUUUUCACUUCA